AUGGAAAUGGCCGAUGAACAAACUCCAGUCAAUGCUGAAGGUCCCGUCAAGAAAAAGAACCGCCAGAGGCUGCUUCAUCGCAUCCAACGCAUAUCGUCAUUUCCUUCACUUCCCCAGACUGGUCGUCCGAGAGCCCAUAGUAGCCCUUAUAGAACCCGAGACACGCUCUCCUGUGCCAGUCUUACCGGCUCUAUGGGCGCCGGAGUCCCUUACAGUAGCGACUCCUACUUUCCUCCGGGUGCUAUGGCCUCUGGCUACGCCAGUGCCUCCAGCUCCCUCUCUGCCAGCCCCGCAAGCGACAUGACCUUACUUGGAGGCGACGACUGCCUCAAUGUACGCAAGAUUGGCACCCCGACAUCUUUUCCUUCGAACUAUGCUGUUCAAACAGUCGGCCUCCCGCCCGAUAUCCGUACCGCCAUAAAGACGCAUAUAGCGAACCCGGCAAUCCCCAAAAGGGACUUCAAGUUUUGGGAUCAUAUGCCACAUGAAGUGCGGCUCUACGUAUUCUCGUUUUUCCUUCCCAUGGAGCUGGUUCGAGCGUCGAGGGUGAGCAAGAUGUUCUACAAUAUCUGCUUUGAUGGGCAGUUAUGGACGAACUUCGACGCGUCCGAGUUUUACAGGGAUAUUCCCGCCGAGAGUCUCGCGAAGAUUAUCAAAACUGCCGGCCCAUUCAUCAAGAGCCUCAAUUUACGAGGUUGCGUCCAGGUCGAACACUACAAACAAGCCGAAGUGGUGUUCAAGUCAUGCAAAAAUCUGGUCGAUGUUUCGCUCGAGGGCUGCCGCAACUUCCACCGGACCACCCUGCACGGCCUAGUCAAGGCUAACCAUAAGCUCACUACCCUCAACCUCACGGGUCUGGCGUCCGUCACCAACAUUUCCUGCAGGAUCAUUGCAAACUCCUGCCCCCAAUUACAGAUGCUGAACGUAUCCUGGUGCCCCCACCUGGAUUCUAGGGGAAUCAAGGCCGUGGUCAAAAGAUGUCCCAAUCUGGCAGACUUGAGAGCCAGGGAGGUCAGGGGCUUCGACAUGAUUGAUGUCGCUGCAGUACUAUUCAGGACGAAUAAUCUAGAACGACUCGUCUUGAACGGCUGCGCAGACUUGACCGACAGCGCUUUGAAAGUCAUGAUCCACGGGGAGAACCCUGAAUUCGACAUCUUGAGCGACAUUCCCAUUGUUCCACCCAGGAAAUGGCGUCAUGUGGACCUCAGUCGAUGCAAGCAUCUCACGGACCGGGGCGUACAAGCCUUGGGACAUCUGACACCAAACCUCGAAGGGCUUCAACUGUCGGGUUGCACGGCAUUGACUGACGCAGCCCUGACGCCCAUCGUCGCCUCAGCGCCGCGUCUCACCCACCUCGAGCUGGAAGACCUCACCCAGUUGACCAAUACAUUCCUGUCCGAGCAUCUAGCGAAGGCUCCUUGCGCGCCCUUUCUUGAACACUUGUCUCUGAGCUACUGCGAGAACCUCGGCGACACCGGCGUGCUUCCCCUGGUGAAGAACUGCGUCCAACUCAAGAGCAUCGAUCUCGACAACACGCGCAUCAGCGAUCUCGUCCUCGCCGAAGCCGCUUACAUGGUAAACAAGCGCUCCAAGCUUAACACGGACCCAAGCGCCCGGCCUCGUGUCGGUCUGCACAUGGUUGUCUACGACUGCCAUAAUGUCACCUGGACCGGCGUCCGUGAGGUUCUCUUCCGCAAUUCCUACGUCAAGUCGUCCAUGGUCGACGAUGGCACCAAAUACUCUUAUUACCCCGCGGAGGUGAUCAGCCUGAAAUGUUUCUACGGCUUUCAGAUGACCGUCGACGAGCACCUGAAACGCGUGCUCCGCGGGGAUUUUGCCGCGGCCGCUCGUCUGGAACGCCGGUGGGCCGACUGGAUGCAGGCCAACGAAGAGGCGGGAACCACGGGGGCAGGUCAUCGGCGCAGGCGGCGUCGGGCCAGGGAGGCGCAGAUGCUACAUGCCGACGAGGAAGAAGGCGGCGUAGUGCAUGUCGGUCGUCGGCGGGCGAGGACCAUUCCGUCGUGUACCCUCAUGUGA
Molecule: messenger RNA, 2037 nt
Organism: Sodiomyces alkalinus F11
Lineage: Eukaryota; Fungi; Ascomycota; Sordariomycetes; Glomerellales; Plectosphaerellaceae
Product: F-box domain-containing protein
Exons: 1
Coding region: 1-2037 (678 amino acids)
Biological process (GO): SCF-dependent proteasomal ubiquitin-dependent protein catabolic process
Cellular component (GO): SCF ubiquitin ligase complex
Molecular function (GO): protein binding
Source: RefSeq, a predicted model, not a curated record